GGUAGAAGUAUAAUUUUAAAAAGUAGUCUUAACUAGGAGAGAGAGUGUGAAUAUAUGUAUAAUAAGAGGCGCGUAAACGGGCAAUGGGAUUCUGUAACGGCGUUGUGAACAUAGCCAUCAAAUCAGAGAAAAAGAGAGAGAAAGGGAAAGAGAAGGAAGAAAAAGAGAGAGAAAGAGCUGGUUUUCGUUUUGUUUUCUCACUUUAUUAUUACUAUUAUUGCAAGUUUUCUGGGAGCCAUUUAACUCUACAAUAUACAAGAAGCAGAAGAAUAAAAGUUGGGUUUUUUUCACAUUAAUUUGCGGUUCUAUUUUCAGUUACAAACGUUUCAAAUUGUGAAAGGUUGCAGCUUUAAUUACAGCAAAGCAAUAAUAAUAGCAGUGAAUAAUAAUGCUAUGAGUAUUUAUUGAUUCAGAAUCGGAGUUUUUGUGGGGAAAAUUUUCUGGGUUCUUCUUUUUAGUUAUUACCCUUUUGAGUUUUGACACAUCUCUAAGAUUUGGUGGAAAGAUAUGGCAAAUAGUUUAGCAUUUGGUCAGCCUAAUAUGUCUCCUUCUGGUGGAGGUGAUGUUCUGUACCCAGAACUGUGGAAGGCUUGUGCAGGUCCAUUGGUAGAAAUUCCACGUGUUGGGGAAAAGGUUUACUAUUUUCCUCAAGGUCAUAUGGAACAAUUGGAAGCUUCCACAAAUGAGGAAUUAAAUCAGAGAAUACAUAUGUUUAAUCUUCCAUCAAAGAUCUUAUGUAAUGUGAUUAAUGUUCUUCUACUGGCUGAAAAAGAAACUGAUGAAGUUUAUGCUGAAAUCACUUUAACCCCUGAAGCAGAUCAAACUGAACGACUUAAGCCUGAUCCUUGCCCACCUGAGCCCCCUAGACCGGCAAUUAGAUCCUUUUCGAAGGUCUUAACUGCAUCUGAUACAAGUACUCAUGGCGGUUUCUCGGUUCUUCGUAAACACGCAAACGAAUGCCUUCCUCCAUUGGAUAUGACCCAACAAACUCCGACUCAAGAGUUGUCGGCCGAAGAUCUUCAUGGUUAUCCUUGGCGUUUUAAGCAUAUCUUCAGAGGCCAACCUCGGAGGCAUUUGUUAACAACUGGAUGGAGUCAUUUUGUGACUUCUAAGAGAUUAGUUGCUGGCGAUUCCUUUGUUUUUCUAAGAGGAGAACUCGGUGAAUUGCGAGUUGGAGUUCGUCGUGUUGCUCGUCAGCAGAGCAGCAUGCCCUCGUCUGUGAUAUCUAGUCAGAGCAUGCACCUCGGGGUACUUGCUACCGCAUCCCAUGCUGUAACCGCUAAUACCUACUUUGUGGUCUAUUAUAAGCCAAGGAUGAGUCAGUUCAUCAUAGGAUUGAACAAAUAUUUGGAGUCGGUCAACAAUGGUUUUAAAGUUGGCAUGAGGUUCAAGAUGAGAUUUGAAGGGGAGGAUACUCCGGAAAGAAGGUUUACGGGUACAAUCGUUGGUGUUGAUGAUCUCUCGCCCCAGUGGAAGAAUUCAAGAUGGCGAUCAUUGAAGGUUCAAUGGGACGAGUCCACCACAAUUAUGAGACCGGAUAGGGUUUCUCCAUGGGAGAUCGAACCUUUCGGGUCUUCUGUCCCUUUAGAUACUAGUGAUCCUGUUGUAAAGCACAAGAAGCCUCGGCCGUCUAUGGAUAACCCUGGCCAUGCAGCCAUGUCGGUUAACGAUUCAACACCAUGGAAUCCUUCUCCUGACAUUAUUCAGGGGGAAGUUGAGGAUUGUAAAAUUGGAACUGCUAGGUCUGUUUUCACCGGAUAUGUGACCCCAAAGCCAACGAAACAAAGCAGCGUUUCAAUCGAAAAUGGGAAGAAAACCGAGACUGUUCCAAGUUAUCGGCUGUUUGGUAUCGACCUCAUGCAACCAUCAACACCUGCUUCUCGAGAGGAAGAUUCUGUGCAAGAAUUAAAUGGAACUGGUGGCCACACCGAGGAAACGGUCCCUAGCUUGGAAUCGGUUGCUGAUUCUGAGCAGAAAUCAGAUCUUUCCAAGGCUUCUCAAGAUAAGAAAAUGGUGCUACAAUUGGCUUCAACGAGAGAUAUUCCGAGCAAGCAUUCUUCUACCAGAAGUCGGACCAAGGUACAAAUGCAAGGUGUUGCGGUUGGUCGGGCUGUCGAUUUAACCACAUUGGAAAACUACAACGAGCUUUUCGAUGAAUUAGAGAAACUCUUUGAUAUAAAGGGUGAACUAAGACCCCGAGACAAAUGGGAAAUUGUAUUUACAGACAAUGAGGGCGAUGUGAUGCUUGUUGGCGAUGAUCCCUGGCCUGAAUUCUGUAGUAUGGCGAAAAGAAUCUAUAUAUGUUCAAGCCAAGAAGUAAAGAAAAUGAGUCCCGGAAGCAAAUUACCUCCAUGUUCAUUAGAAGGCGAUGGAAUCGUUCUAAGCGCCGAAGAUUCCGGGAAUUGAAGAUCAUGGGCAAACAUCCCAAGACCCUGAUCAUAGUUUUUCAUAAGUGGGAUAUACCAGAUAUGAUGAUGUGGCAAACAACAUAUCUCCUUCAUGGAUGGGUCAUGUUUAUUUAGUAAAUUCAUUCAUUAUGAUGAAAUGGAAACUGUUAAAAGGAAUUAUUAGUGGUAAUGUGGUGAGGUUAGAGGAAAAGUAAGAGUUUUCUUUUUUGUUGGCAACUCACUUUUAGGGCUUUUUAUUGAUAACUUGGUAGGGUAGUCUUAAAAGCCAACUACUAAAGUUGGUUUUUUUAAGUGUUAAAAAUGAAAAUUAAGAGCAUCAGGGUGACUAGUGGAGACUGGAGAGGGGGAAGAUGCUAGCUUUGUUUAUUUAUAAUAGAAUGAUGUGAAUAUAUAAAUGUCGGCCAUGUUUUAUGGCUCUCUGUCUUUCUUCCCCAUUUGGCUUGUAAAUAAUAGUGGACUACUUGGCUUUGUCAUUUUAUUUCACGGAAACCCCUAACCCCACUUAUGUAACUAGGAUCCCACUUUUAUCUUUGCAAAAAUCCUUAUUUUUGUUGUAGUGAAAUUGCUACUUUCUUUGUCUUCA
Molecule: messenger RNA, 2991 nt
Organism: Amaranthus tricolor (Joseph's coat)
Lineage: Eukaryota; Viridiplantae; Streptophyta; Magnoliopsida; Caryophyllales; Amaranthaceae
Product: auxin response factor 9
Exons: 15
Coding region: 508-2406 (632 amino acids)
Biological process (GO): regulation of DNA-templated transcription; response to hormone
Cellular component (GO): nucleus
Molecular function (GO): DNA binding; protein binding
Source: RefSeq, a predicted model, not a curated record